Messenger RNA from Stylonychia lemnae, 1113 nucleotides. NCBI's taxonomy places the organism in Eukaryota, Ciliophora, Spirotrichea, Sporadotrichida, Oxytrichidae. The record is from the annotation of a GenBank genome assembly.
AUGUUGUCUUAAAUAAUCAAGAGACGAUUACUUCAAAACACUUAAGUCAUUGUUUACAACUAAUCACUCUUCUUCUCUUAGCAUAUAGUUUAGCCAACCAUGAAACUUGAGGAUAUGACUAUGACCUAGAUCAGAGAACUCGGCCACAAGAACUUGGCUCAACAAAAAAUCAUAGAUUACUAGAGGUUUAUUAAUCCUAAUGUGCAUGGGAUCACUAACAAGAAAACGUCAUUUACUUCCUUCGAGGACCAAGUUAAUGCCAAUUUCAAUAAGAAUUUAAUCAAAACUGCUCCAGCAAACAGAGAAUCAAGAAGAGUGGGGCUAAUUGGAUAUAAAAUGGGUAUGACUCAUUUUUGGAAUAAAUGGGGAGCUUUAGUUCCUUGCACUGUGAUUCAAAUCGACAGAUGUCAGGUAACACAGGUCAAGACACUCGAAAAAGAUGGUGUGAAUGCAAUUUAAGUAGGAUGUGGAGAAGAGAGAAUGAAGAAUCUCAAAAAACCAUAAGCUGGUCAUUACCUAAAACACAAUCUCCCGCCAAAGGGAGAUCUUGCUGAGUUCCCAGUCACCGAUGAGAACUUCUUGCCUCCAGGUUACAUGCUUGGACCUAGACACUUUAAAAUUGGCUAGCUUGUUGAUGUUAAAUCAGUCUCAAUAGGUAAAGGUUUCCAAGGAGUCAUGAAGAGAUGGAACUUCUCAGGUUAAAAUGCUAGUCAUGGUAACUCAGUCUCACAUAGACACGCAGGUUCCAUUGGUAACAGAGAAUAUCCAGGUAAGGUCUUUAAGGGUAAAAAGAUGGCAGGCCACUUGGGAAAUAUAAAUUGUACUAUUUAGAAUCAAAUGGUAGUGAAGAUCGAUGUUGAUAGAAGUUUACUUUACAUCUAAGGAAACGUCCCAGGUCCUAUCUCAGCUCUAGUAAGAAUCAGAGAUGCCGUUAAAAUGGUUGAUAAGUAAUAUCUAAAUUUGGAAUACCCAACAUGGCUGCCACCUACAAACGAAGCAGAAUACAAGGCACUUCCAAGACAACUUGUUUGGGACGGUACAGUUAUUGAUCCUUAUGAAGAUUAUAUUCACGAAAACGAUGUUGUCAGUGGUAAAGAUCAAGAAGACGAUUGA